This is a messenger RNA of Lepisosteus oculatus (spotted gar), 1112 nucleotides long. Lineage: Eukaryota; Metazoa; Chordata; Actinopteri; Semionotiformes; Lepisosteidae. The record is from RefSeq and is a predicted model, not a curated record.
AUGCCCUAUUGCCCCCAGACAGUCAAGGCCAAAGUCCACUGGGCGUUCUGGCACUGGGGCUCCUGGAUUACUGUGGAGCGCUGUUCCCGCUACGUGGACGUAGACCUCAACCGCUGCUUCACCAGCGCCACCCUCAGUGCCCCACUGACAGAGGACAGCCCAUAUGAGGUGAAGAGAGCCCAGGAGCUCAAUUCGAACCUGGGGCCUAAGGGUACCGCCCAGGCGGCGGAUCUGCUUUGUGAUCUCCACAACACCACAGCCAACAUGGGUGUCUGCCUGAUCGGUUACUCUGACAGCGACUGGCUCUCCCUGCAAUUCUACAAGUACCUGCAGAUGAAGAUGUCACAUGUCCCAGUCCGAUUUCUAAUCUUCAACCUCCCUCCCUCUGAAUCCUACUCCCUGGAGUCUGUGGGGAAGCAUGGCUUUGCGAUAGAAGUAGGGCCCCAACCCCAAGGAGUGCUCAGGGCUGACAUCUUCAUUCAGAUGAAAGAGGGGAUCACUCACCUGCUAGACUUCAUUGAACUCUUCAACACAGGCACAGUGUUCCCCAGCUGUGAGGUGGACAUGUACAGGAGUGUGGGCAACAUCGAUUAUCCCCGAGAUCCCAGGACCCAGCACAUAGCUGCGGCCGUGCACCCCGACAGACAGGUGAGCCUCAUUUCUGCACAGAGACGGGUCAGUCAGGGGCACUGUUGUGACGGAGCUCGCCCUCGCUCUGUGACUGGUCAGUCGGGGGCACUAUUGUGACGGAGCUCACUCCCGCACUGUGACUGGUCAGUCAGGGGCACUAUUGUGACGGAGCUCGCCCCCGCACUGUGACUGGUCAGUCAGGGGCACUAUUGUGACGGAGCUCGCCCCCGCACUGUGACUGGUCAGUCGGGGGCACUGUUGUGACAGAGCUCACUCCCGCUCUGUGACUGGUCAGUCAGGGGCACUGUUGUGACAGAGCUCACUCCCGCACUGUGACUGGUCAGUCAGGGGCACUGUUGUGACAGAGCUCACUCCCGCUCUGUGACUGGUCAGUCAGGGGCACUGUUGUAACAGAGCUCACUCCCACACUGUGACUGGUCAGUCGGGGGCACUAUUGUGACGGAGCUCGCCCUCGCUCUGUG